Molecule: messenger RNA, 5802 nt
Organism: Sphaerodactylus townsendi
Lineage: Eukaryota; Metazoa; Chordata; Lepidosauria; Squamata; Sphaerodactylidae
Gene: USP45
Product: ubiquitin specific peptidase 45
Exons: 18
Coding region: 220-2649 (809 amino acids)
Biological process (GO): protein deubiquitination
Cellular component (GO): nucleus; cytosol
Molecular function (GO): cysteine-type endopeptidase activity; zinc ion binding; cysteine-type deubiquitinase activity
Source: RefSeq, a predicted model, not a curated record
UCGCAGCUGCGGUUGGUGUUUCCAGGGAGGCCGGCCCUCGCCCUCCCGCCCAUGCUCGGCCUCCAAACCGGCGGAGGCGGGACGGGACCGGGCAGGCCAGGCUGGGGAAGGGAGCGACUGUAGCUGCGGCUGGCUUUCCGUCGCCGCUUCCUGCUUCUCCUUCUCCGGCUUCUGCAGCUAGCGUUUCGAGAGAAGCGGUAACCGCGCGCGCAAAAACAGAUGCGGGUGAAAAAUCCAUCAAGGACUGUAGCUGAAAAAAACAAGAGACACAAAAAGUCAAAUCAGUGUCAGGAUGAAGACUCUUCAGAUGACAUUGCAGGAAAAGGUCUGACAUGCCAGCAUGUAAGCCAAGCCAUUGAUGUACAUCAUGUGAAGAAAGCAGUAGCUCAGAAUGUCUGGUCAGUAUGUUCAGAGUGCCUAAAGGAAAGGAGAAUAUGUGAUGGUGAGCCAGUAAUGCCCGCAGACAUAUGGCUGUGUCUGAAAUGUGGAGCUCAGGGCUGCAAUCAAAACUCAGAAGCUCAGCAUUCUCUGAAACAUUUCCAGACGUCACGGGCAGAAUCUCAUUGCAUUGUAAUCAACCUCAGCACAUGGAUCGUAUGGUGCUAUGAAUGUAAUGAAGAGCUGUCGACUCACUGCAACAAGAAGGCUUUGGCACAAAUAGUUGACUUCCUCCAAAGGCAUGUUGCCAGAAAUGAAACAAGUUUGUCAUCAAAAAUUAUACGGUUAAAUGAAGAUGACGCAAGUGACGUAGUAAAGGAAAGAAGCAUCAGUGCCAGUUGGGUAUCAGUUCCAGUUAAAGGAAUUAAUAACUUAGGAAACACUUGCUUCUUUAAUGCUGUUAUACAGAAUUUGGCACAGACGCACAUGUUAAAUGAGCUAAUGUGUGAAAUGAAGGAAAAGGGGACAAAGUUGAAAAUAGGUCAAAACUCACUGUCCCAACUGGACCCUUUGGAAGUCAGUCUCUCAAGCCCUGGAUCUCUGACUUCAGCUAUGUUCCUGUUCCUUCAGAGCAUGAAAGAAGCUGGAAAGGGUCCUCUUUCUCCUAAAGUUCUUUUCAACCAGCUCUGUCAAAACAACUUGACAGAGCUUAACACACACCCAGUUUCUCAAAUAGCAGUCUUUUUGAAGCGCAUACAAACUGCAAUUUUAAAAGCAUUCAAUAAUCCAACCACUAAAACAGCCGAUGAAGAGACAAAAGGAAAAAUCAAAGCCUAUGGAAGAGAGGGUGUGAAGAUGAACUUCAUAGAUAGGAUCUUUGUUGGUGAAUUGACUAGCACUAUCAUGUGUGAGGAAUGUGAAAAUAUUUCCACAGUGAAGGAACCUUUUAUUGAUCUUUCACUCCCUAUAAUAGAAGAAAGGAUUUCAAAACCUGUUCCUCUUGGAAGGACAAAUAAAUGUAAACAUAUACAAGAAGCAGAUGUUGAUCAAUGUAGCUGUUGUACUACAACUACUUUGAAUAAUCAACAAUUAAAAGAUUCUAGGAAACAUAUAUUAAUGAAGGAGAAGAACCAAAUAAACCAUGAAAGAAGACUUGCCAAGAAAUCCUCCCCUGGUGAAGAAGAGCCAAGCUCUUUUAUUAUGCAUGAAAAACCUAGAAGCCCUAAAACUGAAGGAGGUUCCAACGUGCCACAUUCAGGGAACAGCAAUAUGGUGAAGGAGUGCACGACAAAUGAAAGCCAGACGGAAGGCAGUGAAAAAGAAGGAAGCCAUUCUGAAAGUAGUGUCGAUGCAGACAGCGAGGCUUCUGAAAGCGAAAGUGCUCCUAAGCAAAGGACUUUCACCAGAGCUUCUUGCACAUCCAGUUUGCACAUCAGUGGGCACAAACACUUGCAACCCAGCAAAUCACCUGAUAACAGUACAGAGGCGCUUGCAAAUUCCUUGUCAAAACUGAGUUUUGGCAACAGUGUAAAUGAGUGCGAAGGGCUGCUCAACGGAGAUCAGCUAUCAGAUCUGUCAAACAACUUAGCCUUUUCAGCAGAGAAUUCGCUGUUGUUGCAAAACCCUCAAAAUGCUUUCCAGACUCUUUCCCAGAGCUACAGAACAAGCUCUAAAGAAUGUUCGGUUCAGUCGUGCCUCCACCAGUUUACGUCUGUGGAGCUGUUGAUGGGAAACAACAAGCUGCUAUGUGAAAACUGUACAGAACAGAGACAGAAACAUCUGAAAAAAGCAAAUUCUGCAGAGAAGAAGGUGGAAGGUGUAUAUACUAAUGCUCGGAAACAGCUUCUGAUUUCUUCAGUUCCUGCUGUUCUUGUUCUCCAUCUUAAAAGAUUCCACCAGGCUGGUGUAAGUCUACGGAAAGUUAACCGGCAUGUGGAUUUCCCGCUAGUGUUGGAUUUGGCACCAUUUUCUUCUGCUUCCUGCAAGAAUGUAACAGAUGGUGGGAAAGUUGUCUAUGCUCUUUAUGGAAUAGUGGAGCACAGUGGUUCUAUGCGAGGCGGUCACUAUGCAGCAUACGUGAAAGUCAGAGCUCCAACCAAAAAGCUUUUGGAACACAUUUCUAGCAAUAGAAAUGUCCAAGGUUUAAAGGAAUCUGUAGGAGCAUCUGUAGGACAGUGGGUGUAUGUCAGUGAUACCCACGUACAAGCGGUCCCAGAAUCAAGAGUUUUGCAUUCACAGGCCUACUUGCUUUUUUAUGAAAGAAUAUUGUAGUUGUGUUCAACAACGAAAGGAUAACUAUUGUUUAGAAUUACUUGAAAUGUUGUGGUUUUACCUCUUCUCUCAUAUAAAAUGUAUCAUGAUUUGAAAACAUCCAUGGCUCCAGUCCAGAGAUGCACGUUUAAGGCUCACAAUGUUAUCCAGCAGCUAACCCUUGCACCCAUUGUUGCGUUCAGUACUGCUCUGAAAGGACUCAGGCCUUCAGAGGUGCCUUUAGAGAAUGUGGGGGACUACUGCCGAUAAGGAUAAAUGGAAAAGUCUCUAUAUGCAAGGAAAAGCAAAUGUGUGUUUCUCUAAAGUUGUGCCUGCAUGUUAAAAUCCCAAAAUUCCCUUGAAAUAAGGUACUCUGAAACAGAAUAGAAACAUUUCAGUUUAGGACAGCACAACCCAAAAUCGAUUGAAAAAUAGAGGUAGAAAUUAUCUCCAAAAAACUGAACACUGCCUGGAUUUUCCUCGGUACAAAAUACAGAUUGUUACAUCAUGAACAUAGUUAUGUUGCAUAUUUGGCUCCUGAGUUUUCUGGAAUGCAGUGGUUGCAAUCUUGUAUGAUGUAAUAUCUGAUUCCAUUUUUAAAAGACAUUUGGCAUAGUUCUCUCAGAACUGCAGGUGAGAUUUUGCAUAUUUGAACAUACUGCCACAUCAAAAAUUUGGGGACAACAAAAGGCUUAGCACAUCAGAAACAAAGCCAGAAUAGAACCUUGCCCCUUGAUGUAUUCGCGUUCCAUAUGCAGGGAGUCUUUGGCAUUGAGGAAUUGCUUUGAAUAUUUCCCUACAUACACCCUGAAUUACUAGCCUUGGAUGGAUUGUACUUCAUAAUUAGCUGCAAGACUUCAAGGUAAACAUAAAAUCAAUUCAUAGUUUCUAAUCUUGUGCACAAUAUUCUUUGUCAUUUAUUAUUCUUUGUCAUUUAUUAACUAGAUUGGCAAGUAUGCCGGUUUAUUUCACAACCAAUAUUUUUUGCAGAAUGCUAGGUGACUUCACACAAUUCUUACUAUUCCUGCACUGCUGAGGGUGGGGGUCGGAAGAGAGAUGAGGAAGUUGCACUUUUCAGCCAGAAAUCCCUUUGCCAUUGAACAACUAUAUUGUGUCUCCAAGCCACUGCCUCUUAGAAAAAAAUCAGUUGUGUUACUUUCUGCAAAACGGAGCUUUGGGAUUGGCUUCUCAUGAAUGCACUGUAGCUUUUUGCUUUAAAACAACAACAAAAACACCCUCUGCCAGAUGACAGGUUGCUGUUAAAAUGUGGAAAGAUUUGUAAGGGAAAACUGUUUUACAUGUUGUCAAACGGGGAUGGAAGGCCCUUGCAUGUAGUUUUAGAAGCUUUGUGUGAGACCAUUACAAAGGAGUAGAUUAUGCAGCUCAGUAGCAUAAGGAGUCCACUAGGAAUCUCUUCUGACACCUUGUUUCAGAAAAAGAAAUGGGAAAUGUGCACAAGCAACAGUGAUAUUUGUGAGGCAUUUCUGUGGGGUUAAUUUCAACAGGAGAGGUGGUUGUUGUUGGAUUGCAUGUGCCAUUUGAAAUUCUGUCAGAGAUUAUUGUGUUGUCAUAUGAACACAUGAGAAACAUCUACCCAUUCUUGUGACUUAAAAUAAUAUGUGAUUGUUUUACUGAAUUAAUUUCUUAUGCUACUGAGCUGCAUACUUUAAAACUAAGACCAAAGUAAAUCAAACUUUCCUUCAGGGACCUGUUUCUCAUCAUGUAAUCAAGAAGAGACUUGAUUACAUGGUAGAAAUAAAUUCUCAUGACUCUUAGCUUCUAAAAUAUUGUAUCCAUCUGAGAAGCUCCUAAUUCUGGAAUAAUAAAGAGGGAUUUUAUGGCAUCUUAAAAUACUAACAAUUUUUUUGUAACUUAAAAUUUAAGAACUACAGGCCCACUUCAGAUGCACUGAGCUGUACAUUUUGAGUGACACUUUGAUUUUUGUGCACUGAUUUUUUCCCCUGUACCAAUAGUGGGAGCAGCUGAUAUAUGGGCAGCCCAAUCCAGGGUGGGAGCAAAGCACAUUCUGAAAGCAGCACAGACUGGCACCAACACUGGUGGGAAGGGCAAAUAGUGUGGCAGCCUGGAGCUGCAGAGCUAUGUGGUACCUGACCCAGAAGAGUCUGCCUGCCCCAGAGCUGUACCAGUUUAAAGGUGGACUAAGCUAUGUUUUUAUUUUCUCCACAUGGCAUUAUGCCCACAUUAUUUUCUCCACAUGGCAUACAAAAUCACUUCAAAAGGGAUGUGGGCAGAAUGGAGCGUGUGCAAUGGAGAGUGACAAGGAUGAUCAGGGUCUGGAGACCUAACCUGGGGAGGAAAGGAUGAAGGAACUGGAAAUUUUUAGUCUGAAGAAGAGGAGGUUGAGGGUGGACAUGAAUGCUGUAUUUAAGUAUUGAAAGGGAUGUCACUUAGAGGAGGGCAGGAGGCUGUUCCUGUGGGCAGCAAAGGAUACGGCUCACAAUAAUGGGUUUAAAUUACAGGUGAAAAUCUGGAUAUUAGGGAAAAAAUUGCAAUAAAAGUUGUGCAACAGUGGAAUUGGCUACCAUGGGAGAUGGUGAGCCCCUCCUCACUGUCAGUCUUUAAGCAGCUGCUGGACAAACAUUGGUCAGAGAUGCUCUAGGGGCUGAUCCUGCUUUAAGCAGAGGGUUGGACUACAGCCCCUUCCAAAUCUAUGAUUUUAACAUGUGAUUAUCCUAAACAUUUUGGAAUUACAGGUUUUCUACUCUAUUUCAGUGUUAGUAACCUUGAAUUAUAUUUAAUAUAUAGGCAGGUUAAAUUAUUUAAAGGGUUGCAAAGGCUAAUAUGUGCAAUAAAUCUAUUUAAUAACCAUGUUUUUUAUGUAGUGUUAAACUGUAUAUGCAGUUUUUAAUGGGAAUAUGUAUGUAAUAAAAGGAAGAUUAAACUUAACUAUAUUCUGUUGUGGAUUCAAAUAAAAACAUCUUCUAUUUUUGAUUUUCCAAAUAAAGUCUUAGUGCACAUUUUAGGAAAAUGUAUCUGUUUACCUUCAUUUGAAGGUAAGGUGAAACUGAAAAUGGGCAAAUGUGAUUAUGUACGUGGAGCAUAAAAAGAUGUCAAAUGUUUAAAUUUGCUCCCAACACCCGUGAUCAAUUAUCUGAUGAGUGCUAUCGGUUUACCAAAUUGCAAAUUAAAGGCACAAUAUUUUCAAACAAAAAA